AUGGAAAAAACUCCGGCGAAAGUCCCAGACACCUCUUCGAAGAAAGACACUCCCAACUCUGUAGUCAAUGAAAAGGAAAAGAAAAAGCAGGCCUUCCUGGUCAGAGCUUUCUGGACGUUGGUGAUGAUAGCAGGAAUGUUUUUCAUAAUUGGAGCAGGCCAUAUUUGGACCAUUCUGCUGGUGGUUUUGCUUCAAAUAUUGGUUUUCAAAGAGUGUAUCACCAUCACCACAGAGAAGGCUCGUAUUGAGAACUUGCCCUUUACUGCGUCGUUGAAUUGGUACUUUCUCAUCACUUCGAUUUACUUUUUGGAUGGCGAAAGCUUGAUCUACCAUUCAAUCAACAAAUUGCAGACUGAAGAUUACGAACGAGUGUUUGAGUUUUUUAAAUUUUUCAUUGUCAAUCACCGUUUUAUCUCCUACUGCCUUUACGUUCUCGGAUUUGUUUUCUUUGUUGCCAGUCUUACCAAAGGCUAUUACAAGUUCCAAUUUGCCCAAUUGUGUAUCACUACAAUGACCCUAUUACUAGUAGUCGUUCAGGCUCAUUGCAUAGUGAACAACAUUUUGAAUGGUUUAAUUUGGUUCCUCUUGCCCGUGGGCUUGGUUAUCGUCAACGAUAUUUUUGCCUACCUGUGUGGAAUCACCUUCGGUCGUACUCAACUGAUUGAAAUUUCGCCGAAAAAGACCGUUGAGGGAUUUGUGGGUGCUUGGAUCUGCACUGGGGCUUUUUCAAUGAUCUUGAGUUAUGUUUUCUCAAAAUACACUUACCUCAUCUGUCCUGUGGAGGACAACCUGUCCGCUAAUUGGUUUACUGGAAUGACAUGCGAUCCUAAUCCAAUUUUCAUCCCUCAGAUCUUCAAAUUACCAGAAGUUCUGGUGGAUUUGGCUGCCAGAGUUGACUAUCAAGUCGAUUUUGUUUCCUUUAAGCCAAUUUACUUCCAUUCCAUGGUUCUGGCAACCUUCGCUUCAUUGAUUGCUCCAUUCGGAGGUUUCUUUGCAUCGGGUCUUAAAAGAGCUUUUAAAGUCAAGGACUUCGGUGACACAAUUCCCGGUCACGGUGGUAUCACUGAUCGAAUGGACUGUCAAUUUUUGAUGGGUUCUUUCAGUUACCUUUACUACGAGACCUUUAUCUCCAAUAAUAAGGUCAAUAUUGGCACCAUCUUACAAUCCAUUGUGAUAAAUCUGUCCGAAGAUCAAAUUGUUAUAUUAGUACAGAGUUUACACAAGUAUUUAUACAAAAUUGGUGUGAUCAAUGAGGACACUUACAAACAGCUAGUGAAUCUCAUUUAG
This is a messenger RNA of Komagataella phaffii GS115, 1287 nucleotides long. RefSeq names its product Phosphatidate cytidylyltransferase (CDP-diglyceride synthetase). Gene Ontology annotation, cellular component: endoplasmic reticulum membrane. Lineage: Eukaryota; Fungi; Ascomycota; Pichiomycetes; Pichiales; Pichiaceae. The transcript has a single exon. The coding region runs from base 1 to 1287 and encodes 428 amino acids. Gene Ontology annotation, molecular function: phosphatidate cytidylyltransferase activity. The record is from RefSeq and is a predicted model, not a curated record.